AUGAGUAAGGGUGCUUGGUCAAAAAGGAGAUCAGCACAUGGGUUUGCUUGGUUUUGGUGGUUUGGCUGCGAUAUGGUUUUAACAAAGAUGCACGACGUUGGAUAUUUUAUAAGGUGCUGGGCUGGGCUGUUUUGUUUCCAGCGGCUUGUGAGUUUGCUUCCAGCUGCUGGAGGUUUUGGUUGA
Molecule: messenger RNA, 183 nt
Organism: Prunus armeniaca (apricot)
Lineage: Eukaryota; Viridiplantae; Streptophyta; Magnoliopsida; Rosales; Rosaceae
Source: the annotation of a GenBank genome assembly